UAGCACCGCCAUCAAGUCGAGAUACUGCAAUUCCACACGAUAAGAGCAGUUAUCCUUGUUCAACGCGUAUCAAUCUUUCAGCAAUGCAAUACGAGCUACAAUGAGUACCUAUAGUACACAACACUCCUGGGAACAUGACUAGUACAGAACCAAACAGAAGAAAAACAUGGCUGCUACGCAAGAAAUCCCCGAGAUCCUCCUCCUCUGCAUGGACAAGGCGUUCAUCAGCGCCUUCAACGACGCGCUGGCCACGCACUGGCCCCGCCCGGCGAUAAGCAUCACCGCGAUCAACGACCGGCUCAACUCGCUUGACCCCGCCACGACCUUCGACCUGAUCGUCUCCCCCGCCAACUCGUACGGCCGACUGGACGGUGCCUUCGACCAUGCGAUCAGCAUGGCUUUUUCCCCGCGAGAGGAUUACCACGCCCUCACGCGCGCCGUGCAGCGAGUCCUCUACGAGAGAUGGCGCGGGUUCGCCCCGCCAGGCACCUGUACACUUGUCCCGUUUCCGGCGGAACUGACGGUUCAAAAUAACGUCAAGAACACCCGCGCCUGUAACUGGGUGGCGAUCUGUCCGACGAUGCGGGAACCGCAUAGUGUCGUCUGGGACCGGGAGGUGGUGUACGAGUGUGUGUGGAGUCUGCUGUGUGAGGUUGAGGGCUGGAACAGACGGAAUGAAAGUACGAAGAAGAUCCGGCGGAUCCUUAUGACACCCCUGGCGACUGGGAUCGGAAAGGUGAGCAAGGAGAGAUGGGCGGCACAGGUGGUUCUGGCUAUGAAGCAUUUUGUUGACGCGUUGGAGAAGCCGGAGAGAUGGGGGAAUCUCCAGUGGGAUGAUAUCGAGAGCGACGCUAAAGAGGUUGAGUCGACGUGGGAGUUAGUCUAAAGGGAA
Molecule: messenger RNA, 892 nt
Organism: Penicilliopsis zonata CBS 506.65
Lineage: Eukaryota; Fungi; Ascomycota; Eurotiomycetes; Eurotiales; Aspergillaceae
Exons: 2
Coding region: 167-886 (239 amino acids)
Source: RefSeq, a predicted model, not a curated record